AUGGGCUAUAUCGCUUAUGCCGCUGGUACGCUGAUCGUUGCAGUUAUACUACAUUCGUUAUACAAUAGAAAGCCUGAGGCGAAAGUGCUCAAGGUGGACUCUAGCCUUCCCUCAACGACUGAGGAGCACGACGUCGCCUCUGAACAUGAACGAGUAAUAUCUAAGCCCGAGGCCAGCACGAUUGCGCCGACCAUAUCACUAAACAAUGGAUGUGAUGACCUAGAGCAUACCACGACCAAGGACCAGGCAGAUGAUGCAUCUCAAGAAGAGGAAGAAUCUGCAGUGAAGGCGGAAAUCUCACAAAAGCAGGAAGUCUCGAACUAUGGCACUGUACCACGAACUUCAAGUCCCGUACUCAAAGUGCAAUCACAAGACAUGCCGCCUCCACGUCUGUCUCCGGGCGCAUCGACAGCAGCACAAGCCCGCCAGAGUGCAGCCAUGCCUCCUCCAUCGUUUCUGACGACACCGCGCAAUCGCAGCCCUCCACGUUUGACAUCUGCGACCACCUCUUCUCUAACUCCACCUGCUCGUGGUCCUGCAUCAAGACAAGGCGGCUUCCUAAAACCGACAGGCUUCGGCAAUGGUAGCGCACUCGCUCCUCCACCUUCUGCUGCCAGUACUGCACGAUCCGCAGCAACCCUAGGUGUUCCACAGCAAAAAGCCCUGACCAACACGCGUAUGCAACCUGCCUUAGCGCCUACAACCUCAACCCAGCCUCCGAACAAGCGACCGUCGCGAAAAGUCAUACUCAGUCCGGGUCAUAGUCCUCUCGACUGGGCAGCUCUCACCAAUUCCACUUCCUCUGACGCGCCACUAAAACUCCGAGGAAAAGACGCAACGGAUGUACUGGGAUUACAGAAGCUAGGCCGCAUCACACCAUCACAGCUCAAGAAGCAGACUGGUCGGAAGGGUAAAGAUGCUUGGACGAGCUAUCAGGGGCGAGUUUACAAUAUAUCUGCAUACUUGGAUUUUCAUCCUGGCGGUGGAUCUGAGCUUAUGAAGGGAGCAGGACGGAGUAGCGAUGGUUUGUUUGCGGAAGUUCAUCCCUGGGUCAAUUGGGAUGGUAUGUUGAGUAAUUGUAUGAUCGGGAUGUUGGUCAGUGAAGACGAUCCAGGUGCGCUGGGGAAGAAUGGCGAGGCAGAUAAUGCAUUGGACGAAAUGGAUUGA
Lithohypha guttulata is the source of this 1167-nucleotide messenger RNA. RefSeq lists its product as uncharacterized. Gene Ontology annotation, molecular function: cytochrome-b5 reductase activity, acting on NAD(P)H; heme binding. The transcript has a single exon. NCBI's taxonomy places the organism in Eukaryota, Fungi, Ascomycota, Eurotiomycetes, Chaetothyriales, Trichomeriaceae. The coding region runs from base 1 to 1167 and encodes 388 amino acids. The record is from RefSeq and is a predicted model, not a curated record.